Thamnophis sirtalis is the source of this 1569-nucleotide messenger RNA. The record is from RefSeq and is a predicted model, not a curated record. NCBI's taxonomy places the organism in Eukaryota, Metazoa, Chordata, Lepidosauria, Squamata, Natricidae.
AAGGUGGCGACUGGGACAGGAACGGCGCGCGUGCUUCGUUAAACGACUUAUCGCUGUCGUCGGCGCGUGGUCGGAGACUCGUCUGCCUCUCCCUUCCCCUCCCGCGCGCUCUCGUUCUGUCCCUGUCGUUUGUGAGUGUGCACCAGUGGGGGAGGGGAGCGAAUGAGGAGCCUCUGCCCUCCGCCGGUUCAUUUUUGUAUUCAUCUCUUCCAUGGUUGCUGCUCCACCCCUCUGGCUGGAUAGCCUUUGCCUGUUUCGCCGGGGUCCUAGAAAAGAAAAAAGGCUCGCGGCGGAGGGGGUGGGAAAAAGGUGACGACCUGGCGGCGGUAGCAAAAGGCAGGCGGGCGGGCGGCUGAGGCCCAGAGGAGAGAAAAACGGGGAGCGGCGGCAACUGGAGAAAUUUUCGGCGUAGCCAUUGGAACCUCCGGGACGGAUUUGGGCUGUUCGGUGUGAAAGGACUGGAUUUAACGUGGUGUGCUGCUUGGCGGCGGCGUGGUGUGCGGGUUGCGCGGAGGGGAUCCUGCCGGCGCCCCCUCCCGCCUCGGCCGCCUGCAAGGAUAAUUCUGACCUAUCUGGACCAUGGCCGACGACGACGUGCUGUUCGAGGAUGUCUAUGAGCUCUGCGAGGUGAUCGGCAAGGGUCCAUUCAGUGUUGUGCGGCGAUGUAUCAACAGAGAAACUGGGCAACAGUUUGCUGUCAAGAUUGUCGAUGUAGCAAAAUUCACUUCAAGUCCAGGCUUAAGUACUGAAGAUCUGAAGAGGGAAGCAAGUAUCUGUCACAUGCUGAAACAUCCUCACAUUGUUGAACUUCUGGAGACCUAUAGUUCUGAUGGAAUGCUAUAUAUGGUUUUUGAAUUUAUGGAUGGUGCAGAUCUCUGCUUUGAAAUUGUAAAGAGAGCAGAUGCUGGUUUUGUGUACAGUGAAGCCGUAGCCAGGUAUGUUGUCUUACUUUAAUUCUGUGCUGGGAAGAAUGAAUAAUAAUUAACAUAUGUCUGAUAGCUAACACUAUAAGCAGCAUUAUUAUAAGAUAAUCAGUCCGGAAAACUUAUAUAGGUAGUCUUUGUUUAGAGACCACAGUUGGGACCAGCAACUCAGUCAUUAAGUGAAGCAGUCACUAAGUAAAACAGCAGCUAAGCUUAUGAUCCUACAUCAGCUUUCCUUUGCUUUACAGACCUGCAAAGAUAGUAAAUAUGACGAUUGAUUGCAAAGUUACUUUUUCAUCACUGAACAGUCACUAAAUGAGGACUACCUAUAUUCAAUAAGUAUUCUUUUAAAGAUUAAUACAUGUUGAAGAAAGAAACUAUGACUAGUAAUGUUUUAAAAAGCAAAAUAUGUUAUUAUUUUAAUUUUAGUUCUCAGUUAUUUUAAAUAAUUGUGAAAAGAUAUCUCAAAAGUUUAUAAUUAAAUUGUACUAUUAUUAGAUUCAUCAUUAUCAGUUACACUUCUAAAUCUCCAAUUAACAAAAGAACUUAAUCAAGGCAAAGUGAAGCACUUUUAAAUUAGGAGCAUAAGAGGCUAGGAUCUGACCUAGAUUUGAUUACUGUAUUUUUCGGAGUAUAAGACACACCU